UUCACAAAACAAUGUUAAAAGAAAAGACAAUAAUACAGAUUUUUGUAGAAAUACAGUGCAGUAAAUAAUUCAAACAUUGAAUUAUGUUGGUUGGUAUGCAAGACCAUUGAGACAAAAAACGAUUUCGACACUUUACAAUCUUUAUUGUCGAGUUCAGGGGGCAUGUGUAAAAUCAAUCCUUUCAAAUGAUAGUACUCCACUGUGAUAUAGAUAGUACCGUACAGUACCGGUAUUGAUCACUUCUACGGAAGAAAGCAGCAGAAUGACGUUGGCUACUCGCAAAAAAGUAUAAGCUUACUUCAACUUGCCUCACACUGAUGCCAUCGCGAAUUAAAUUUCGGUUCCACUUGUUAGGAGCAUGAUUCUCCGGAGCCCAGUUUCAGACACUAAAUUCGGGGAUUCCCCUAAGUGCUCGACUCUCUGGCAGCUUUAUAAACGGGGAUGUGUCUUAGUUUGGCCAAAUGUGACUAACAUUUUUAAUUAACAAGUUUUCUUUUAAAUCAUUUCCGAGUUUGAUGCCAGCUUUGUUGAUACACUUAGUUAAUAUGUCAUGCCCUUCAGUAGACUUGAACACUGGACAACAAAUGCCAAUUGUUGGUUUAGGCACAUCAAAAAGUCCUGGUGCAACAAUUAGAAAUGUUGUGAAAGAUGCUUUAAAUGCUGGUUACAGACAUUUUGACUGUGCAUAUGUCUAUCAAAAUGAGAUGGAUAUAGGAGAUGUAAUCCAGAAUUAUAUUCUGAAAGGCAAACUUGGAAGGGAAAAUUUGUUUAUUUCCAGCAAAUUAGGAUGCAGCUUUGGACACCCGAGUCAUAUCCAUGAUGCUUAUCAAAAGACAUUGAAAAAUCUUCGCCUUGAAUAUCUGGAUUUGUUUUAUAUACAUUGGCCAUUUGCAUUAAAGUAUACUGGUCCUGAUAAUUUAUUCCCUUCUGAUGAACACGGAAACUUACUGUUUGAUGAAAAAACUGAUUUUAUCGAUACCUGGCGUGAGUUGGAAAAACUCUACACGAGUGAGAAAGUGAAAGCGAUUGGAUUAUGUAAUUUCAAUAUUUCCCAGAUUCAAAGGAUAUUGGAUGAGUGUAAUAUUACACCAGCAGUACAUCAGUUUGAAUGUCAUCCUUAUUUGGGACAGCAAGCACUUGUUGAUUUUUGUCAUUCUAAAAAUAUAUCUGUGGUAGGAUACAGCCCAUUAUGUUCUUCAGAUAGGCCAAACCUGCCUGCAAAUGUAUCUAUAUUUAAUGAAGGUAUUCUAAAAACUUUGGCUGCUAAAUAUAAAAAAUCAGUUGGACAAAUUAUUCUGAGAUAUCAGAUCCAAAGAGGCAUAACAGUGAUACCAAGGAGUACUAAUGCAACUAGAAUUGCUGACAAUAUAAACAUAUUUGACUUUGAACUUAGUGAUGAAGAUAUUUCUUCUAUAAAUGAAUUAGACAGAGGUAUUAGAAUAAUGUACCCAGACAAAUUUUCAACCCAUAAACAUUUUCCAUUCUGACAGUGAAAUCUCCCAAAUACUCUUACAUGAUACA
This is a messenger RNA of Styela clava, 1521 nucleotides long. NCBI's taxonomy places the organism in Eukaryota, Metazoa, Chordata, Ascidiacea, Stolidobranchia, Styelidae. The record is from RefSeq and is a predicted model, not a curated record.